Molecule: messenger RNA, 924 nt
Organism: Entrophospora candida
Lineage: Eukaryota; Fungi; Glomeromycota; Glomeromycetes; Entrophosporales; Entrophosporaceae
Source: the annotation of a GenBank genome assembly
CUGAAUCCAACAAAACUGAGAAACGUGUACAUGGAAGGCCAAAAAGUAUAGUAUGGGAUCAUUUUUAUGAGAAUGGACCCAAAAUUCAUGGACAUAUUGGUAGUAUAUGCAAGUAUUGUGAAGGCAUGAAAGAAUCUGGAAGACCAUCAGCUAUGAUAGCCCAUCUUGCAUUACAAUGUAUUCAGGUUCCAGCUUUAGUACGACAAAAUUUUUUACAAAUAAUUGCAAGUUCAAAUGAUGAAGUUAAUGAACAAAGACAAUCAAAGUUGUGUGAUAAUGCAUUAACAAGAUUUUUUGUAUGUUGUAGCAUAUCAUUUGCAACAGUUGAAAAUUUAUUUUUUUUGGAUUUCAUUAAAAAUUUGUGUCCUGCUUAUAACUCACCAGAUUGUAGGACAUUGAGUACAGGGUUGAUAGAUAAAGAGGUUGCAAGAAUUAGUAUUUCAAUUGAGAAAGAAUUAAAAGUGAAGAAAACUUAUCCUUGGGAUUUUUCAGAUUAUUCUCAUACUGGUGCAUUUUUUGCUGAAGAAAUUGGGCCACAAAGAUUUUCUGCUGUCAUUAGUGAUGGUGCAAGCAACAUGCAACUAGCAAAAAGAAUAGUUACAGAACAAUAUCCACAUAUAUUAUCUAUACAAUGUGUAGCACAUCAUGUAAACUUAGUUUUUUCAGAUAUUGUUAAAAAAAUUAGUUUUGGCAAGAAUGUUUUAUCUCAAUGUCAAAAGUUUGUGAGUUAUUUUCAAGGUUCUUAUAAAGCAGGCGCACAACUUCGUAAUGAAAUAGUUGAAGCAUUCAUUAUGGGUGGAGGUCUUAAGUCAUCAGUGGUAACAAGAUGGAGCAGUACAUGGGAUUGCUUAAAUGAUAGGAAUUUUUGGGCAAAUGUUGAAUGCCUUACAAAUGUAUUAUCACCUGAAAAAAAGGCUGUUAAAU